Lemur catta (Ring-tailed lemur) is the source of this 5795-nucleotide messenger RNA. RefSeq names its product laminin subunit beta 3 (gene LAMB3). The record is from RefSeq and is a predicted model, not a curated record. NCBI's taxonomy places the organism in Eukaryota, Metazoa, Chordata, Mammalia, Primates, Lemuridae. Gene Ontology annotation, cellular component: basement membrane. Bases 1913 to 5428 code for a protein of 1171 amino acids. The transcript is spliced from 23 exons. Gene Ontology annotation, biological process: axon guidance.
GGACCUGCCCCAGCCUGUGAAGUCUGAGACACCAAAUGCUUAUUUACCUGGGCACCUGGCCUCAGAGGAAGGGAGGAGGAAGGGGAUUUAAAGGGCCCCAGCCACUCACGGUGAGGCCUGCCGCACACCUGCCCCGCCUUGUCUCCUCUGAGGAUCGGGAUUGCAACACCUGCUCUCUUCUGCUGAGUUAAUUAUUAAUGAGUCCUUUGUCACAGCCUCUGGUAAUGGGCAGAGGAUAAGAGUUUCCUGGAUGCUUUGAGUUCAGGGAAUUGGGGAAGUGGAGAGACCACCAGGUGGGAGAACUCAAAACACAGCCAUGUCAGAGGUGACCCUUCUCUGCAGGGGACUAAGUGGGGGUCUCCUCUGUGUUGGAGGGGUGCUGUUUGUACUGACCCCAACUUGCUGAAUUAGGCUAAGAGAUUUCACUGGAAUGCUUACAGGGGGCAAGACCCUAACAUUUAUUGGAGUAUCAGUUGUGCAUCUAAACAGCUUAUUGCCCUUUCGCUAAUUACACUUGCUCACCUGAACUUGUGUUAAAUUAGAACCUGAGGGUUAGAAAUGCCCAGAUUGAUCCACAAACUCCUACAUCUUUCCCUUAAGGGUUUUCAAACCAAUUUCUUGGCAUAACUCUCCAACGGUAGAGAACUUUCUGUUUAGGAGACCCUGACAGGCUGGAAUAGGUAGUUAAGAGUCUCCUGUAAAUUGCAGCUUUGACGCAACGGCAUUCCGAAACGAUGCCAGGGCAGGCUUUCCAGGGCCAAGACAUGGACUGGGUGACCUUCCAGAUCUCCCUAGAAGCUCUUUGGCCCUAACCUGGGGGGAAUGGUGGUCUGGGAGACCAGCCCCUCAGUCUGGACCCGUUACCUCCAUUUACAGGGGCCCUAAGCCCAGGAGCACUAAGCAAGGAGCCCGCCCAGGAGCCCACAAGGGAAGCUGUGUUCUUGGGCCUGGCAGGGGCCAGGGGAAGUCUGCUUUGACUCUGUUAGUCCAGCUGUGCUUCAGCCUGAACUUCCUGUGGUCAGGUCUGUUUUCUGGCCCUCCAGGCGGGCAUUCCUGCCCAGGCAGGGAGGGGCUAGAGUGGGUGGGGGCAGGUGUGGGCAGUGACUCACAGGUAGUUACCUGUCCUAGGGCUCCCUGCCAAGCCUGCAGAGGGAGCUGGAGGGGAGGCUUUUCAAGUCACCCUUCAUUCCUCUUAGGCUUUCCUUGGAUGAGUUGAGUUUUGAUCCCUUCCUGAUGAACCUCGCCUUUUAAGGAUCCUCCAAAUUCCCCCAGAAACCGGGCUUUUCCACUUUUCUUUUUUCCUUGGGAGGGGACUGGUGCUUUCCAGGGUCCUGGAUGUUUGUGUCUUCUCACCUUCCAGCCCAGUGACACGUCUGGGGCUUUAACGCUGUAUGUGCAAGCCCUGAUCUUUGUGUCCUCCGCCUGGUCUUCUACCCAGGGUGGUCCAGGACACAAGAGGGCACUGACCCCCACUGGCCUUGGGAAAGUGCCAAGUACAGUGCCUGGCACAAAGGUGAGGGCCCUUCCCAGCCUAGGAAUCUGGUCUCUGAUGCUCACUCUCUUCUGCCUGGUGCCCCAUCAGGCCCCGAAGCACCCGCAGGCAGGAGGGCCCUGCGGAGCUUGCUGUGAGGCCGCUGGGACCCACCCACUUGCCCAGUCCCGUCCUGGGGGGUGGGGGUGCGGUGACGACAGAUGGGCGUGACGGCUGCCAGAUUCCUGAGGCUCGCCCUGCAGUGGGGCUACGCCCAGCCGGGGAGUCUCCAGAGGUGAGGCUGCUGUUUAAAAACUUGGAGCCAGGAGCGGAGACCCCCACAUUCAAGGAGAGCUCUCAGGUGAUCUAGAGAAAGGACGGCAGCGGCAGCAGCACAGAGCGAGGUGAGGUCCUCUCUGGGGAUCACCCCAUUGGCUAAAGAUGAGACCACUCCUUCUCCUGUGUUUCGCCCUGCCUGGCCUCCUGUGUGCCCAGCAAGCCUGCUCCCGUGGGGCCUGCUAUCCGCCUGUCGGGGACCUGCUCGUCGGGAGGACCCGGUUUCUCCGAGCUUCAUCCACCUGUGGACUGACCAAGCCUGAGACCUACUGCACCCAGUAUGGCGAGUGGCAGAUGAAAUGCUGCAAGUGCGACUCCAGGCUGCCUCACAACUACAACAGUCACCGAGUGGAGAACGUGGCUUCAUCCUCGGGCCCCACGCGCUGGUGGCAGUCACAGAACGAUGUGAACCCUGUCUCUCUGCAGCUGGACCUGGACAGCAGAUUCCAGCUUCAGGACAUCAUGAUAGAGUUUAAGGGGCCCACGCCCGCCGGCAUGCUGAUCGAGCGCUCCUCCGACUUUGGCAAGACCUGGCGGGUGUACCAGUACCUGGCUGCCGACUGCACCUCCGCCUUCCCCCGGGUGCGCCAGGGCCAGCCUCAGAACUGGCAGGACGUUCGGUGCCAGUCCCUGCCCCAGAGGCCGAACGGGCAUCUAAAUGGGGGGAAGGUCCGACUUAACCUUAUGGAUUUAGCAUCUGGGAUUCCAGCAACUCAAAGUCAGAAAGUCCAAGAGCUGGGGGGGAUCACAAACUUGAGGGUGAACUUCACCAGGCUGGCCCCGUUGCCCCAGAGGGGCUACUACCCCCCCAGUGCCUACUAUGCGGUGUCCCAGCUGCGUCUGCAGGGGAGCUGCUUCUGUCACGGCCACGCUGACCGCUGCGCCCCCAAGCCUGGAGCCCCGGCUGGCCCCUCCACCACGGUGCAGGUCCACGAUGUCUGCGUCUGCCAGCACAACACCGCCGGCCCCAACUGUGAACGCUGCGCGCCCUUCUACAACGACCGUCCCUGGAGGCCAGCCGAGGGCCAGGACCCCCACGAAUGCCAAAGGUGCGACUGCAACGGGCACUCGGAGACAUGUCACUUCGACCCAGCUGUGUUUGCGGCCAGCCAGGGGGCACAUGGAGGUGUAUGUGACAACUGCCGGGACCACACCGAAGGCAAGAACUGUGAGCGGUGUCAGCUGCACUAUUUCCGGAACCGGCGCCCGGGGGCUCCCAUUCAGGAGACCUGUAUCCCUUGCGAGUGCGAUCCGGACGGGGCAGUGCCAGGGCUCCCCUGCGACCCAGUGACGGGGAAGUGUGUGUGCAAGGAGCAUGUUCAGGGAGAGCGCUGUGACCUGUGCAAGCCGGGCUUCACCGGACUGGCCUACGCCAACCCGCAGGGCUGCCGUCGCUGUGACUGCAGCCUCCUGGGGGCCCGGCGGGACAUGCCGUGUGACGAGGAGAGUGGGCGCUGCCUGUGCCUGCCCAACGUGGUGGGCCCCGCGUGUGACCAGUGCGCUCCCUACCACUGGAAGCUGGCCAGCGGCCGGGGCUGCGAGCCAUGCGCCUGCAACCCGCACGGCUCCCUCGGGCCCCAGUGCAACCAGUUCACAGGGCAGUGCCCCUGUCGGGAAGGGUUUGGGGGCCUGACGUGCAGUGCUGCAGCCAUCCUCCGCCAGUGUCCGGACAGGACCCAUGGAGACGCGGCCACGGGAUGCCGAGCCUGCGACUGUGACUUCCGGGGCACGGAGGGCCCGGGCUGCGACAAGACCUCUGGCCGCUGCCUCUGCCGCCCCGGCUUGACCGGGCCCCGCUGUGACCAGUGCCAGCGAGGCUACUGUGACCGCUACCCGGUGUGUGUGGCCUGCCACCCUUGCUUCCACACCUACGACGCGGCCCUCCGGGAGCAGGCCCUGCGCUUCGGCAGCCUCCGCAAUGCCACUGCCAGCCUGUGGUCAGGGCCAGGUCUAGAGGACCGUGGCCUGGCCUCCCGGAUCCGAGACACGAACAACAAGAUCGAGCAGAUCCAAGCAAUUCUGAGAAGCGCCUCGGUCACAGAGCAGGAGGUGGCCCAGGUGGCCAAUGGCAUCUCCUCCAUCAGGCGAGCUCUCCAGGGCCUGCAGGCGGAUCUGCCCCUAGAGGAGGAGACACUGUCCCUCCCGGGGGACCUGGAGAGUCUGGACAGAAGCUUCAGUCGCCUCCUCCUUAUGUAUCAGAGCAAGAGGGAGCAGUUUGAAAAGCUCAGCAGUGCCGACCCCUCAGGAGCCUUCCGGAUGCUGACCACGGCCUAUGAGCGGUCGUCCCAGGCUGCCCAGCAGGUCUCCGACAGCGCCCGCGUGCUGCGCCAGCUCAGGGACAGCCGGGGAGAGGCGGAGAGGCUGGAGCUGCAGGGGGGAGGCGGCGCCGGCGGCCCCCAGCUCGCGGCGCUGAGGCUGGAGAUGGCUUCCCUGCCUGACCUGACACCCACCAUCAACAAGCUCUGCAGCGGCUCCAGGCAGACGGCCUGCACCCCGGGAGCGUGCCCUGGCGAGCUGUGCCCCCGGGACAACGGCACGGCCUGUGGCUCCCACUGCAGGGGCGCCCUUCCCCGGGCCGGCGGGGCCUUCCGGACGGCGGGGCAGGUGGCCGAGCAGCUGCGGGGCUUGGACGCCCAGCUCCAGCAGACCAGGCAGAUGAUCAGGGCCGCCGAGGAGGCCGCGGCGCAGGUGCAGUCGGACGCCCAGCGCCUGGAGGCCCAGGUGAGUACCAGCCGCUCCCAGAUGGAGGAGGACGUCCGCCGCACGCGGCUGCUCAUCCAGCAGGUCCGGGACUUCCUCACAGACCCUGGCACCGAGGCGGCCACCAUCCAGAAGGUCAGCGAGGCCGUGCUGGCCCUGUGGCUGCCCACAGACUCAGCCACAGUCCUGCGGAAAAUGAAUGAGAUCCAGGCCAUCGCGGCCAGGCUGCCCAACGUGGACCUGGUGCUGUCCCAGACCAAGCAGGACAUCGCGCGGGCCCGCAGGCUCCAGGCGGAGGCCGAGCAGGCCAGGAGCCGAGCCCACACCGUGGAGGGCCAGGUGGAGGAUGUGGUCGGGAACCUGCGGCAGGGCACGGUGGCUCUGCAGGAGGCUCAGGACACCAUGCAAGGCACCAGCCGCUCCCUCCGGCUUAUCCAGGACAGGGUUGCUGAGGUUCAGCAGGUUCUGGGGCCAGCGGAAAGGCUGGUGACAGGCAUGACGGAGCAGCUGGGUGACUUCUGGGCACGGAUGGAGGAGCUCCGCCGCCAGGCCCAGCAGCAGCGGGCACAGGCAGGCCAGGCCCAGCAGCUCGCAGAAGGUGCCCACGAGCGGGCCCUGAGUGCCCAGGAGGGAUUCGAGAGAAUAAAGCAGAAAUAUGCCGAGCUGAAGGACCGGCUGGGUCGGAGUCCCCCGCUGGGUGAGCAGGGCAGCCGGAUCGUGAACGUCAAGGCAGAGGCGGAGGAGCUGUUUGGGGAGACCGUGGAGAUGAUGGACAGGAUGAAAGACAUGGAGUCAGAGCUCCUGCGGGGCAGCCAGGCCAUCACGCUGCGCUCGGCAGACCUGACGGGGCUGGAGAAGCGCGUGGAGCAGAUCCGAGACCACAUCAACGCCCGCGUGCUCUACUACGCCACCUGCAAGUGAUGCGCCAGGCCCAGCCCCGGCCCCGCUCACCUGCCCUCUUUGCUCUUGGGGGGCAGGCUGGGCUGGAGUGUGCCCCAACUUCGGGAGACUUUGAUGCUGCUCGGCACAGCCUGGACCGGCCCUGGCGUGCAGCUACUACGGUCACCCUGGGCUUCCGCUGAGCCGGAGCUGACUGGACAACUGCAUUUGAAGGACCAAGACGGUGGAGGUGGGCAUGUCAUGGUGACUAGGAGCUUUCCAGCCAAGGGACCUGGGCUGGGUAGUGUCCCUGCCCUUUUCUCUGUGUUGUAGCUGAAUCCUAGACCAACACAAAAACUUAACAAAAAAUAAUGUAAAAAUGAAAAGGCCAAUAAAAAUCUUUGGAAAG